UCUUAUCAUUUUGUUUUACUCAAGUGGCGGUGGCGGUCGGAUCAGAAAUAAUGAAGAAACUGAUGAACGACAAGAAUUAAAAUUAUUUUUCAAGUAUAUUAUUCUUCACAUUUCAUAGUUUCUUCAUCAACUCGUUCCUGGUUUAAAAUUUCAGACCUCUUUCCGAACUUGAGAAUGGUAUUUCGUUGACCUGGCUGGUUGAAGAUGUUUUCACAAGAAUUAUUUCACCAACGUUGAAUCUCUGGAUUGCUAUGGAGAACGAAAAGAGUGUGCUUGUUGUUAUUCUAGACACAAGCCUAACACACGAUGUAUUCUGCAAAAGUAAAAUGCGAUUUCCUGAUUACCUGGAUGCUGUGACAGUAUUUGUCAACUGUCAUAUGAUGUUGAAACCGUCGAAUAAACUCGCAGUAAUCAUCGCGGAUACUUUUGAUUGUCAAUUCGUGUAUCCGGAUGAGAAUCUCAGUUUUAAUGCUCUCCGCCAAACUAGCGGUCAGUGUGAAAUAUUCUCACAAGUUGAACAUGCGUUACGAGUGAACGUUUCAAAAUUUAUCGCUCAAAAUGCUAAAAAGGAGAUUGUCAAUACCGAAACCUUGAUUGGUGCCGCUUGUGCGAAAUCAUUAUGUUAUAUUGCUCGAUUAGAAAGAGAAGCAGAAGUUGCCGACUCAUUUAGCUCGAGAAUUCUCAUAAUUACCGGAAGUGAUAACGAAUGUGACAAAUAUGUUCGUUUUAUGAAUAUUAUAUUUACUGCUCAAAAACAAAACGUAACGAUAGAUGUUUGUAGCUUAGAACAUGAUAUUGCCUUAUUGCAACAAGCGUGCGAUAUCACGGAUGGCGUAUUUUUCAAAGUGCCUAAUCUAGCAGCUUUAUUGCAAUACUUAUUGUGGAUUUUUUUACCCGAUCCUGCGAUUCGCAAAAAGUUAGUCGUACCACCGCCGGGUCGUGUUGAUUAUCGUCCGUUAUGUUUCUGUCACAGAGAAUUGAUAGAUAUUGGAUACGUGUGUUCCGUUUGUUUGUCUAUUUUCUGCAAAUUUACUCCGAUAUGUACUACUUGCGAAGUUGUAUUCAAAACACCCGCACCUUUGCAAGGAAAAGCGAAGAAAAAGAAGAAAUAAUCAUUUCCUAUGAAAGUUUUUGUACUCAAGUUUUUCAUUAAAGUUUUUUUAAUUUCA
Messenger RNA from Planococcus citri (citrus mealybug), 1169 nucleotides. It is a transcript of the gene Tfb4, whose product is annotated as transcription factor B4. Lineage: Eukaryota; Metazoa; Arthropoda; Insecta; Hemiptera; Pseudococcidae. The coding region runs from base 252 to 1112 and encodes 286 amino acids. The record is from RefSeq and is a predicted model, not a curated record. The transcript is spliced from 8 exons. Gene Ontology annotation, cellular component: transcription factor TFIIH holo complex; transcription factor TFIIH core complex. Gene Ontology annotation, biological process: regulation of DNA-templated transcription; nucleotide-excision repair.